Zea mays is the source of this 1831-nucleotide messenger RNA. Its product is annotated as type IV inositol polyphosphate 5-phosphatase 9. Gene Ontology annotation, molecular function: inositol-polyphosphate 5-phosphatase activity; phosphatidylinositol-4,5-bisphosphate 5-phosphatase activity; phosphatidylinositol-3,4,5-trisphosphate 5-phosphatase activity. The record is from RefSeq and is a predicted model, not a curated record. Lineage: Eukaryota; Viridiplantae; Streptophyta; Magnoliopsida; Poales; Poaceae. Gene Ontology annotation, biological process: phosphatidylinositol dephosphorylation. The transcript has 8 exons. The coding region runs from base 140 to 1354 and encodes 404 amino acids.
GGAUGUUCUGAAGAGCUCUGCUUGAUAUGUCGACAUCACAGUUGCUGGUUUUCUCCCUUUGUUUCCUUGCUGUUUCCUUUAGUUAUAUAUAACGCAUGCAGCGCCUUGCCAUGUUCGGUUACUACAUGGUCGUGCAUGCAUGAAUGCUCGCUCCUGCAUGCUACUAUUAAACAAGGAAGCCAUGGGAGAGAACAGGAAGAUCACCCGCGGGUCAAGGCUGGUGACAAACAAGCUGCUGCACCGCUGCCAGCAACUGCAUGGCCACGGAUCUGUAUCUGGGGUUUCUGAAACCUUGGGGAAGAGACCCUUGAAUGGGAACAAGGAUACACUUGUGUACAGUGUGUUUGCCAGCACCUGGAAUGUCGGCGGCGUUACACCAUCCGAUGGCUUGGACUUGGAGGAUUGGCUGGACACAAGGGCUAACGCCUACGACAUCUACGUCCUAGGGUUCCAGGAGAUAGUGCCACUGAACGCGAGAAAUGUGCUGGGUCCUAGGAAGAGCCGCGUGUCUGCCAAGUGGAACUCGCUGAUCGGGGAGGCGCUCAACAGAAGGUGUCGAGAAGAAGGCGGGGCGAACACGAACAGCAGCGCCAAGGACGACGAAGGCUCUGUGGAGGGAUCACAGGGCUUCAGAUGCAUCAGGAGCAAGCAGAUGGUCGGCAUCUUCACGUCGGUGUGGGCGAGAAGCAGCCUUAGGCCGCUCAUCCGUCACCUGGAUGCGUCGUGCAUCGGCUCGGGCAUCAUGGGCUGCCUAGGGAACAAGGGCUCUGUUUCGAUCCGGUUCGUGCUGCACGACACGAGCUUCUGCUUCGUCUGCUGUCACCUGGCUUCAGGCGGCAAGCAAGGGGACGUGCUGCUGAGGAACUUGGACGUCGCGGACAUACUUGCAAGGACAAGGUUCCCUGGCCCUGCAGCUCACGAGUUGCCGGAGAAGAUCCUUGAUCAUGACCAAGUGGUUUUGCUCGGUGACUUGAACUACAGGAUAUCCCUGGAGGAGGCCGAGACGAGGUCGCUGGUGAGAGCCAAGAGAUGGCCCGUCUUGUUGGAAAACGAUCAGCUGCUGUUCGAGUUCUCGAGAGGGCGGCAUUUUGAGGGCUGGCAGGAAGGCCUGAUCACCUUCUCCCCCACCUACAAGUACCAGCCCAACUCCGACCAGUACCACUGGUGCUUCGACAGUGCGGGCAGCGACAAGAAGCGUGCUCCAGCAUGGUGCGAUCGCAUUCUGUGGCGAGGCAAGGGGCUGAAGCAAGUGCAAUACGAGACGUGCAGCUACAGGCUGUCGGACCACCGGCCGGUGAGAGCGGUUUUCCACGCCGAAUGCGACGCGUUAUCGGAGGCGGUGUCGCACAAGUAAAAACAUUGCCAGGCUGCUACCCCGCCGCACAGAGCGCCCAGCAGCAAGCAAAGCGACUGAUGUGAUGAGACGUCUAUUCAACCAGAGAGUGAUGGAUAUGGACGACGGCGCGCGAGUGCCGCCAAAUCGAGAGAGAACUGGACGCAAGAUUGGACCAAGCGAGUAGAGCCAAGAAGAGAUUUCUUCUGAGACGAACAUGAAGUUGUUGUUGUUUUUUUUUUCUGUCUCUCUGUCUCUCCCUCUGAACGCCGAUUGAGUUGUGUGCAGAAGAGGUGCAUGGGGAUAGAGUACCGGGAUCCAAGAAGAGGUGCUGGUUUUUUUUGGCAUUGUUCUGUUGGUGGCGGUGUUCAGAUUCUUUUUUCCCUCGUUUAAAAGCUAGCUCCUUCUGGGCUUUGGGCUUGUGUCUGAAAGAAUAUCAGAGCCUAAAAACGGCAUCUGCACAUUCUGUUGCUUAAUAGAUUGGAGAUUACCGACUAA